AUGUUAACCAAUGCCUGCGAGCGAGACCGCCACACAGGAGGUGGCCUGUGGAACGAGUUUAAGGUCAUGGUGAAUGUGACUACGGUCAUGAAGGCAGUGAGUCUGCUUGUUGCAGAACUCAUCAGCUACAUCACCGACUGGUUCCAGACCAAACCAGCAUGGGCCAACCUAGAAGUGCUGGAGGACACAGAACUGAAGACCACUGGAGGCGUCCAUGAGCAACACAAGGCCAAAUCUCUAUGGGAGAAGACUGGAGCAGUGGUCAUGGUUGUACGGCGACCUGGAUGAUUAUUGUGCAGAGAGGAGGCUGCUGAGCUGUCCUCUCUGAAGUCCCAGCUGCAGGACCUUGAUGUCCCUCUGUUCGCUGUGGUAAAAGAAAAUCUGGGAAAAGAGCUGGACUACUUCAAGAAGUACUUCGCUGGGAAGGUCUACGUGGAUCAGAAGAGGAAGUUCUACGGCCCUCGAGAGAGAAAGAUGUGUUUCUCCAUGUUCCUGCGUAUUGGCGUAUGGAGGAACCUCUGGCGGGCCUACCGCAGGGGCUUCAGUGGAAACCUAGGAGGUGAAGGACUUAUCCUGGGUGGAGUCUUCGUCAUUGGGCCUGGAGAUCAGGGUAUUCUACUGGAGCACCGCGAGAAGGAGUUUGGGGAUAAAGUGAAUACUCUGGCAGUGCUCAGAACAGCCCGCAAAAUGCAAGACGCCGUAGCAAAAUAGACCUCAAAAUGUGAAUGAAUGGACCUAUCAAUGGGUGCAGCAUGUUUUCACGUGCAUGUCUGUAUUCUUUAAGCCUAACCCAGGAGUUUUUCUCUACACCACUCCAACAAGCUGUAAUGUACUCAUAUUACAUUUGCUCUAUUUUAUAAAUCCAAUGCAUUCACCCUUUGCUAUUAUGUUGUGCAGUGACACAACUUCGUGGUUUAAAAUGUGCCACUUUAACUGUUUAUUAA
Morone saxatilis (striped sea-bass) is the source of this 944-nucleotide messenger RNA. Its product is annotated as peroxiredoxin-like 2A. The record is from RefSeq and is a predicted model, not a curated record. Lineage: Eukaryota; Metazoa; Chordata; Actinopteri; Moronidae. The transcript has 6 exons.